Closterium sp. NIES-65 is the source of this 303-nucleotide messenger RNA. Lineage: Eukaryota; Viridiplantae; Streptophyta; Zygnematophyceae; Desmidiales; Closteriaceae. The record is from the annotation of a GenBank genome assembly.
AUGCAGUGGGGAUACCCCGUCGCCGCCACCUGCGGCCCCGUCGCCGCCACCUGCGGCCCCGUCGCCGUCACCUGCGGCCCCGUCGCCGCCACCUGCGGCCCUGUCGCCGCCACCUGCGGCCCCGUCGCCGCCACCUGCGGCCCCGUCGCCGCCACCUGCGGCCACGCAGCCUCCACCUGCGGCCACGCAGCCUCCACCUGCGGCCCCGCCGCCACCUGCGGCCCCGUCGCCGCCACCUGCGGCCCCACCGCCGCCACCUGCGGCCCCGUCGCCGUCACCUGCGGCCCCGUCGCCCUCCCCUAG